Messenger RNA from Paramecium pentaurelia, 2222 nucleotides. The record is from the annotation of a GenBank genome assembly. Lineage: Eukaryota; Ciliophora; Oligohymenophorea; Peniculida; Parameciidae.
AUGUAAAUAAAUAAAGAAUAGAUUGAAUAAUAUCAUAAUUAAUGUUAUAAAGAAUAAUAGAGAAAGAAGAAAUAUAUUUUAAUAAUUGAAAUUUUAGAUAUAAGUAAUAUAAUUAUCAAAAUAUUUUAUAGUUAGAUAAGAUUUUUCUUAAAUGGAAACUGAAAACAAUUAAAAAAUGAAUUUCUAAGAGUAUGUGAAGUGGGCAUUCGAGGAAAACAAAAACACUAUGCAAAAUUAGAAAUAGGAAGAAUUAUUAUUUUAAAGUCUUAAUUCAAUAGAUGGAGAUGAUAUGGGUGAUGUGAUUUGGCUGUUUAGGAAGUGUUCAACUAAAAAUUAGUUAGAUAAUUAGAAUACAUUAUUUUUAGAAAAAAUGUAUAUUUUGAAUCACAUUAUAAAUUUUCUAUUAACAAUUAUACAUUAUAGCAAAUCAACUUAAUAGGUUAUUACAAAAUUGAUGAGGUCUAUAGGAAUUAUUAUUAAAUAAGUAGAAUUACAACUUUUUCAUUUAGAAGAUAAAGAACUUUUAUCAAUAGUAUAUGAGAGGGAAAAAAUAUAAAGAUUGGAAGAAAUUAAUAAAUAAGAUUUUAGAAUUCUAUUCUAAAUUAUAUUUGAAUUAAAAGAAAUAUCUGAAGAAUAAUAUAAAAAUAUAAGUGAUCUUAGUAUAUUCUUUAGUGAAAAGGAUAAGGGAACAGAAUCCUCGCCUUCAUCAUUAAAAUAAAAUUUUGGAGUUAUUAUGGCUUAAAUAAAUCAAUCCAAAGAAAUUGAUUUAAUUAAAAUAGAAUAAACUAAAUAAUAGGAAAAAAAAUAAAAACUAAAAAAGCCAAAUGAAUAAUAACUGAUUAAAAAUUAAUAACAAUAAAUUAAACUUUGUAAAGUGAUUUAUGGUUAAAAUACAAAAAAAAUAAUUUUACUUGAAAAUGGAUCUAUGUAAGAAUAUAUAAUUAAUAAUUAAUAGAGUGACUGGAAAUAUUUGGAUAUCUUAUUAAGAUUAAUAUUUAAUUCCCCUUUCAGUUAGUUUAUAUACUCAUGUUGAAUAUUUUAAUUAAGGAAUUGAACAUAUGAAUGAAGAUUAAUUAUUCAGAAAAGAUGUUGUAUUAUCUUAUUUAGGCCCUGUUAAUAAUCAUUUUAAUCCAAAUGUUAGCAAAGCAUAAUAUGAAUUGAAUAUUUUAGGAAAAUUAACUUAAAAUAGAGAAGGAUAAAAUUAUCAAUAUGAAGGGUGUUUUAAUGAUGGAUUUUUUGAUGGUUAAGGGAAAUUAUACAUUGCAAAUAAUUUAUAAUAUAAAGGUGAAUAUAGGGUAGGGAUGAAACAUGGAGAAGGAAUAGAAUUAUAUCAUAAAGAUUAUUAUUUGGAAGGAAAUUAUGAAUGUGGUAGAAAAAAUGGAGUAUUUAGAUUAACAUAAAAAAUUGCUGAUAAAAUUUGGUAGGUAAAACAAUAAGAACCUUAAAAAUUAUAUAAGAAUGGAAUAGAGGUGAAUAAUCAGAAUUAGGGAUAUUAAUUUGAGUUAAAAAAAAAGUCAAGUCUUGCCCCAAGUCGUAUUCUUUUGAAUUAUGGAGAAUAUGGGAUAAAUAAUUUUUAACUUAAGUCUUUGUAACCUGGAAGAUGGCUUAAUUCCAGUAUCAUAGAUAUUGUAAUUGGGUAAAUUUUAAUUUUAAGGUUUAAAAUCAUGGAUAAAAUUAACAAUGAUUAUAAUACAGUCUUUAUCAACUGCAACUUAUUUUAAGAUAUAUUUGGUAGUUUAGUAACCAAGGGCGAUGGCAUAUAAACUUAGUAAAUUAUAUAUAUUAUUCUUAUAAGAAUUUUUCAGUAAAUAAUUGAUAGUCAAAAAAAGUAGAAUAAAACAUUUAGGUUUGUUUUUUACUUUAAUUUAGACAGAGGUCAUUUUUUAUCAGUAGUUUAUGAAAAUAAAAAAUUAUAUUUAAUAGAUUCAAUGAAAGACAAAAAAGAAAAUUUAUUGUAUUAAAUGAAGAAAUUGUUGAAUUCCUUUAAUUUUUAAGUUGAAGGUGAUUGGUAAGAUUUUUAAGUAAGUUAAUAAAAUAAUUCAUAUGAUUGCGGGGUUUAUACUAUCUAUUAUAUAUCUUAAAUAAUUAAGAAUAUCGAUUAAAGUAUUCCUAAGAUGAUUUAAAAUAAAUGUUUUAAUGUUGAACAAUCAAGAAUUAAUUAUGUAAGAUAUCUUCUUGCUAACAAUUUCCUCCAAUUUGGAAUAGAACUAUUAUAAAUUUGA